AUCUAAAUAUAAAAAUAUCUCUCGGUUUACUCUUGGUGCUCAGUUGACGGUCAGCAGUGUUACCGAGCAAUUGAAGCAGCAUUCAACGCAUUCACAUCAAUAAAAACAUUUUGCGUGCGAGUAAUUAACCAGUAGUUAUCUAUCACAAAAUGGUUGUCGGUAAAUUGUACAUGUUGGACUUAAGCCCACCGGCCAGGGCCGUAUUAUUGGUUGAGAAAGCACUUGGAAUUGAAUUGGAGCAUAUCAUCGUUGAUUUAUUCAAAAGCGAACAAAAUUCUGCGGAGUAUAAACAAUUAAACCCACAACAUACAGUGCCAUGUUAUGUCGAUGAAGAUGGCACUAUCAUUUCGGAUAGCCACGCAAUCAUGGCUUAUUUAGUCGGGAAAUACGGUAAAAAUGAUUCUUUAUACCCAAAAGAUCUUGCAAAACGUGCUGUGGUUGAUCAACGCCUCCAUUUUGAAAGUGGUAAUGUCUUCCCUACAUUACGUGUCAUGGUUUUUCCAAUGUGGACUGGCGGUGAGAAAUGUCCCACUCCAAAGCAAAUCGAAACAUUAAACACUCAAUACGAUUUCCUCAACAAGUUUCUGUCCGGGAAGCCAUGGAUGGCCGGUAAUACAGUGACCAUCGCUGACUUCAGUCUCAUCUCAUCAAUUUCAUCUCUUUUACAUAUGGUACCGAUUGAUUCAAAGUACACUGACUUAUUGGCUUGGGUAAAACGUUGUGAGCAAUUACCUUACUACGAAGCCAAUGGAAAAGGUGCUAGAGCAUUCAAGGAGUUUGUCAAACCAUUCUUAAUUCAAUAAUCAUCAACAUCCACUUGAACCCACACGCUCAUUGCUCACACAUUAAAAAUGUCAUGAUUCAGCAGUAUAUUUUGUUCGAGAUGAAAUAAAACCGCUUUUCAUGUUGUA
This is a messenger RNA of Dalotia coriaria, 911 nucleotides long. RefSeq names its product glutathione S-transferase 1-like. The record is from RefSeq and is a predicted model, not a curated record. Gene Ontology annotation, biological process: glutathione metabolic process. Gene Ontology annotation, molecular function: glutathione transferase activity. NCBI's taxonomy places the organism in Eukaryota, Metazoa, Arthropoda, Insecta, Coleoptera, Staphylinidae. The transcript is spliced from 3 exons. Bases 150 to 803 code for a protein of 217 amino acids.